GUACGUUAUUCGUAUCAAGAUAUAAAGAACGAAACAGAAGCAAUGCCGGAAGCACUGUUACAGUGCCCGAAGCUUGGCUGUGAAUGGCUCUGCAUGCUGGUUUAUAAUUUGGAGCACCACCCACGUGAAUACUCGUUUGAUAUACGAGCUCAGGUUGACGGCGUUUGGAACAAGUGGGUACCAAUCGUAACAAGGCACUGGAAUUUGAUGGAGCGUAUGUGCAGCAUCAAUCCACCGCCGUAUUACGUUGAAAACGUGGCUAAAGAGGCUAACAUGCGUGAAAUUGACUUGGAUAAUUUCGAUGAUAUGCUUCACUCGGGUGCAUGGAGCUAUCUGAUAGUCAUCGAUCGCCGUGGUGGUGCUGAGAGCAGCUUAAUUGCACUUGACCUGUCUCAGCUGGUUGAUAAAGCCACUGCUGAUUAUGAGCAACUCCCUUAUUACGUUACAGCCAGUUUAUCGCCGCAGCAAGUGCAGCAGCGAAUGCCUUUCAAAAUUGGUGAUGGUAAGAUAUACGGGGGAUACUUGAAUUAUCCAGUUGAAAGGAAUGCGCAGGUGCGAUGGAUUGUUGUUCCGCUUUCGGAAAGUGAGCAUGAAAUGAUGGAACCUACAAUAAAGCUAUGUGGGCUACGGGAAGAUGGUAAUUUCAGUUAG
Molecule: messenger RNA, 651 nt
Organism: Gongylonema pulchrum
Lineage: Eukaryota; Metazoa; Nematoda; Chromadorea; Rhabditida; Gongylonematidae
Source: the annotation of a GenBank genome assembly